UCCUUGGUCACGAGGACUGAGUCAGCCAAAUAUAUUUUUCGUUCAAGUCAGACUUCUUACGUCAGAUAUUUGCAAUUAUUUUGAAAUCUUACUUUAUAAAAAUUAAAACGUUUGGAAAUUCCAUUUCGAAAACAGUGUGAGAAAUCGAGGACGAUAGGAACCAAGUUAGUGUCAGGGUUGAAAUUUGACUUUAAAUUGAAUAAAUUGGCAAGGAGACGAGAGGAAGAUAACUGUUAUUGAAAUCGUAUUCAGAUAAGGAUGGAAGUACUUACAGAUUUCGUGACGGAUGAUUAUCUUCGGGAAUUUGAGGUUAAAUACAACGAUGAGAUAGCCAACAGCAAUGGGAAACCGAACGACGAGACGGUAUUUCAAUAUGCUUGGUGUCUAACCCGAUCCAGACUGUUGUCCGAUGUGAAGAAAGGGGUCAUGUUUCUCGAACAACUAUUAGCCAGUUGUAAAACGGACCAGGCCCACAAACGGGAUUAUUUGUACUAUCUGGCGGUCGGAUACACGAGAAUGAAGGAUUUCACAGUGGCUAGAAAGUAUAUCAAAAGUCUCUUACAGUUGGAACCUGGUAAUCGCCAAGCUCAAGAACUAGAGAAAGCUAUCAAGAGUGAGAUGGAAACUGAGGCGUUGAAGGGAGCCGCGAUGGCGGGGGGUGGCCUACUUGCAGCCGGCGCUCUGGUCGCACUGGGAAUGGCCUUGUUGAAAAAGAAAUGAAAUGCAGUCUCCUCCUCUUCCUUGGUCCCCCACUCAGGAUUCAGGAAAUAAUUCGAUUCAGCUCUCAACUCUUCUGGUCCUUAAAGCUUCGAUAUUAAUGAAUUAAGAUGAAAUAUAAGAAGACAACAAUAUUUAUCACGCAGUUCGCAUAAGUAAUGAAGGUUAAAGCUUGAAUUAUACACAAUUUUCGUUAUGUUACUUUACGUCAAUUCCUAUAUUAUUAUGUGCCCGUACUGAAUUAUAUAUAUAUUAUAGAUAUGUCGUAAUAAUGAAUUUGUAAUGGUAUUUGUAGUGCCUAAAAGUAAGGUGAGAUUUUAAACUGAUGGUCGGUGAAAGUGUGAUUCUGAUUAAAAGCAUAUGUAACUGGAGGCUAGUACUUUGGCGAAUAGAGAGCUAUUAAAUUUAUUAUAGAUCGUGA
Molecule: messenger RNA, 1138 nt
Organism: Folsomia candida
Lineage: Eukaryota; Metazoa; Arthropoda; Collembola; Entomobryomorpha; Isotomidae
Gene: Fis1
Product: mitochondrial fission 1 protein
Exons: 8
Coding region: 259-720 (153 amino acids)
Biological process (GO): autophagy of mitochondrion; mitochondrial fission; peroxisome fission
Cellular component (GO): peroxisomal membrane; mitochondrial outer membrane
Molecular function (GO): protein binding
Source: RefSeq, a predicted model, not a curated record